Molecule: messenger RNA, 708 nt
Organism: Leptinotarsa decemlineata (Colorado potato beetle)
Lineage: Eukaryota; Metazoa; Arthropoda; Insecta; Coleoptera; Chrysomelidae
Product: protein rhomboid
Cellular component (GO): membrane
Molecular function (GO): serine-type endopeptidase activity
Source: RefSeq, a predicted model, not a curated record
GAACUUCACGAGUGUCAAAUAUAAAGUCUAUAGAGGAACUUCCAUCGCCGUUUUGGUUAUUUUUGACGUUAUAUACAACAUAGUACACGUUUGUGCCAAGAAAGAACCUGUCAUAUCAUGGGAGGCACAUUUCGUUGGGGGAGCAACCGGGCUGCUCAUGGGAUUCGUCAUUUAUCGAUGCCACGAUAAAACCGAGAGAAUGGCGAAGUUUAGCAUUAUCAACAAAUCUCUUUUUUGGAUUGGACUUAUAUUUUUCGCCAUUCUCUUCAUCUCUUUUGUGAUAUUAUGUGUUCAAAUCAAGAAAUGUACUCCCGUUAAUGUAAUUCAUGUUAGAUAUGUAUAUUUCUGUUGAAAUUUUAGACUAUUGUUCUGAUUAGUGGAAUUCAGUGUUUGAUACUUUUUAUACAUUUUUAACCAUUGUUUAUAAUGAUGUAAUUAUGAUUAGAUACGUAUGUUUGGGAUCUCAUAGACUGGAAAAAAUCCAUCCAUAUUUUGAUAUUGAAUAUUUUAGAUACCGCAAAACGGGACAUUUUCGAUCAAAGUCAGUGGUUUAUUCGACAUUUUGUUCCAUUUAAAACAUUUCAAGAGCAAACAUAUAUUUAUCACGUACAAGGUUAGGAGACUACAGUUUUCAACUACAUCUUCCUGUAGAAUAGAGUCUUCGUUUUCCACAUUAAAAUAAAAUUAUUUAAAAUGAGAUACUUUCAA